Messenger RNA from Cyprinus carpio (common carp), 1509 nucleotides. Its product is annotated as keratin-associated protein 19-2-like. The record is from RefSeq and is a predicted model, not a curated record. The transcript has 2 exons. Bases 148 to 618 code for a protein of 156 amino acids. NCBI's taxonomy places the organism in Eukaryota, Metazoa, Chordata, Actinopteri, Cypriniformes, Cyprinidae.
GAGAUCAGUCGAUUGGCUGGAAACGCCUGCUUUGAAGCCCUUAAAUACAAACUGCAUUCAGAUUGACAACAGGUUUAAGAUUUGAGGACCUUUCCAAAUCAGGUCAGCUCUUGGUCAAACUGAUCACUCAAACCUGCUGGAGAAGCAAUGGGUUCUAAGAACAGCAAAGGAGUAUGCAAGAACUGCAAGAGGAGCUACAAUUAUAAACAACAAAAGCGUAAUCGUCAAAAUCGUACACUUGCCAAUGUUUAUAAAAUGAGUACAGAAAUGGGUGGUUUUCAACCCGGUGAUAUUACCUUCACUUAUGACGGCUGUGAUGGUUCUGGAACCGUUGAUCCUACGGGAGGAAUCUGCUAUGUGGACUAUGGAUAUGGUCUGGGAGGCUGUGUAGAUGUUACUGGUCUGGGAGGCUAUAAUUAUUUGGGAGGCAUGGAUUAUACUGGAGGCCUAAAUGGUGUAGGAGGCUGUACAGACUUCAGCGGUCUGGGGGGCUUUGAUUUCUCUGGAGGCUGCGGUGAUUUUGGAGGCUUCGGUGAUAUGGGAGGCUUUGAUUUCUCUGGAGGCUGUGGUGAUUUCGGUGGCUUCGGUGACAUGGGAGGCUUUGACUUUGGUUUUUGAAUUAGUUCAGGCAGUGCAUAAUCUGUAUGGAGUAAAUGGAUUUGGAGAUGCUGCAGUGCUCAGGACGGCUUUCAGUGAAGAACAUCAUCCAACACAAAGCCAACAGCACUGCAAUCAACAAUAACCAUCAGGACAUCUUUAGUGCCAUUUUGGAUAUUAAACAUCAUCAGGACAAUGUUAUCUGUGCAAACAAAUACAGUUCCAGCCAAAAGACCAACAUCAACUGAAUAACAAUUUCAUUAAAAGAGUAAAUACUUUAACUGGUGUCUGAUUAUAAAUAUAGAUUGUGUGUGAGAGAACUAAUCUAAAGUAAUAAUAAUAAUAAUAAUAACAAUAAUAAUAACAAUAAUAAUAAUAAUAAUAAUAGUAAUAAUACACUGAGGUAUGUUGGUAAGGGUUUUUUUUUUUUGUUUUUGUUUUUGUUUUUUUGUAAGGUAACCUGAAAACACGUCUGACAACAUUUUUGAGCCUCUUUCUGAAGGUUUGAUGAUGUGCCACGAGACACGUCUUGUGCUUUGUCUUUGACUCAGAUUCUCACUUUAAGAGAUUUUGAAGUCACUGUGUUGAAAACUAAUGACAGAUUGUAUAGAUUCAGUCACAUUAGACUUUGCACUCUAUUCACCUCCACCCAUGUGAUUUCUGGGCAAAGAAAACAAACUCAAAGCUGCCGGAAAAGUGAAGUGGUUUAACAAAGAUGGAAAUUUUUCUCAUUCUUUUUUUAAAUUAUGUUCUAACAAGUUAUGUUUAUGAUGCAGUAGGGAUUGUUGAAAUGUUCUGUGCAUCUUCUAAAAGCCAAAGAUGGAGUAAACAGAGAUGAGUGUAUGAUAUUACCAUUAUUGUCUUAUGAUUUUAAUUUGUGGGGUGAUUAAAAAUGUGGAAUUUGUAGUACUA